AUGUCAGCGCUGAGUGGGAAGGUCCAGACCGUCCUGGGUCUGCUGGAUCCAGACCAACUGGGCCGCACCAUGACCCAUGAGCACCUGACCAUGAGCUUCGAGUGCUGCUACUUCUCCCCUCCACCAGGGGAUGAGGCGGUGGCAGAGAACCCGUUCCAGAUGCAGCACAUGCACUGGCUGAGACAGAACCCCUACAGCUGCCACGAGAACCUGCUGCUGCAGCAGGAGACCAGUGCCGUGCGGGAAGAGCUGCUGGCCUACAGGAAGGCUGGCGGGGGCACCAUAGUGGAGAACACCACAACCGGCAUCGACCGGGAUCUGCCCACCCUGCGACAGCUGGCCAAGGACACCGGGGUGCACAUCAUCGCAGGAGCUGGCUACUAUGUGGACUGCACCCACACUGAGGCCACCAAGAAGAUGAGUGUGGAGAAGCUCACAGACAUCAUCGUCAGCGAGGUGCUCCACGGCGCUGAUGGCACAGACAUCCGAUGUGGCGUGAUCGGUGAAAUCGGCACCGGCUGGCCCAUCACAGAGAGCGAGGCCAAGGUGCUGAGGGCCACAGCUCACGCUCAGGCUCAGCUGGGCUGUCCAGUUAUCAUCCAUCCUGGCAGGAACGCUGCUGCUCCAGCUGAAGUCGUCCGGAUUCUCCAGGAGGCCGGCGGUGACAUCAGCAAAACUGUCAUGUCUCACCUGGACAGGACUUUAUUCGAAGACGGGGAGCUGCUUGAGUUUGCUAAGCUGGGAAGUUACCUGGAGUAUGAUCUGUUUGGAACGGAGAUGCUCAACUACCCGUAUAAUCUGGACAUAGACAUGCCCAGCGACUGCCAGAGAGUGAAGGCCUUGGCGUUGCUGGUGAAGGAGGGCUAUGAGGACAAGGUAGUGAUUGCACACGACAUCCACACCAAGAACCGUCUGACCAAGUACGGCGGCCACGGCUACUCUCACAUCCUGAAGAACAUCGUGCCGAAGAUGCUGAUGAGGGGCAUCUCACAGCACCAGGUGGAUAAGAUCCUUAUCGACAACCCUAAACGCUGGUUGACCUUCAAAUAAAUCCAAAAACAGAAAAUGUUACACAAGGAAUGUAACUAAUACUUGAUCUUCAGAUGAUGGCUCAGUACCCAACAAUGAAAACUUGAAGGUCUUUGCAAUAACCACAAUUUAAAUUCAUUUAUUAAUGUGCUUUUGAACUUUUAUACCAACAAGUUCACAGAGUUAGUCUGUAAUUACUCUUUAAUUUCAAUCUUCUUAAAUUUUUCAGCAAAGCAGAUGUUUCAUGACUUCAUCUUUUUAAAGAAAAAUGAUUACAGGCUGUAGUUUCUUCCAGCUGAAAGCAUUUUUAUAGAGAUUCUUAUUAAUUAAAACUUAAUUUUAUAUUUGUAAUUAUACAUUAUUCACUUUGUAAGCAAAUGAUAUAAAGGAGCCUUGCAGGAUCA
This is a messenger RNA of Amphiprion ocellaris (clown anemonefish), 1433 nucleotides long. It is a transcript of the gene pter, whose product is annotated as phosphotriesterase related. The coding region runs from base 1 to 1050 and encodes 349 amino acids. The record is from RefSeq and is a predicted model, not a curated record. Gene Ontology annotation, molecular function: zinc ion binding. NCBI's taxonomy places the organism in Eukaryota, Metazoa, Chordata, Actinopteri, Pomacentridae. Gene Ontology annotation, biological process: catabolic process. The transcript has 4 exons.